AUGAUUUGCGCACGGACGAUCUUCCGUUGUUUUAGAUGGCUCGAGCGGAUGGGUGAUCGGGUUACAGGGGCCGCAGGACCAUUUUUUGUUGGUCUUGCUGUCAUACUGAUCAGUCUUGGGACUGUAUGCUUUUUCGACGUGAUACAACCUACUCUGCGUUUUCCUUGGUUAACCACGCCGCCAUGCAUUCUAAUUGUCUGCAAUUUAUUCAUGCACUAUUACUACGUUUGUACCAUCCCUCCAGGGUUCAUCCAGGAUGGCCCUCGGGAAGCGAAGGGCGGCAUCUUAUGGGCGGGAGAAAAACCAAAUUCAAGUGAGCAAAGGAGGGGCGUACGGUGGUCAGGUGAAGAUGGACUGGGUAGCGGAAUCAAAAUAUCAAAAGCCAACUUAACCAUGUGUAAGAAGUGUGGGCAAACUCGACCUGAGAGGUCACACCACUGUCGAAUAUGUAAGCGAUGUGUACUCAAGUACGACCAUCACUGUCCAACUCCUUUUUGUGUAGGGGUAAAUCAAUGCGUCGGACUGCACAACGAGCGGCAUUUUGUUAUGUUCAUGGCAUAUCUUGUUAUUUCCACAUUUUGCUACAGUGUCCUCGGGUAUCAGAAGAUGCUUGGUGCACUAGGUUUGACUUUCAUGUUUGAUUGGCCUUACUUGGUUCCGUCGCUCGCAUAUAUCCUCAUCUACAUGUUGUCCGUCGUGUUGUGCCUCGCAGUAGGCAUCAUGCUUAGUUGGCACCUCUUGGGUGUUGCAGCGGCCGAGACAUCGGUCGAAUCACAGGACCAUGAUGUAUACCGAAAGAUUGCGAAAUCCAGAAAUGAUACGUUUGUUAAUUCGUAUGACCUUGGAAAGCGCAAGAAUUUAGAGCUAUUUUUCAAUAUUGGGCCCACAGGAUACCCUUGGUAUACCCUCAUUCUCCCGCUCCGAAUCAUGCCCUACACAGACGGCCGUUCGUGGGCUCGACGAGAAGGGUUUGAGCGUCACCGCGGUGUAAGAGAAGGGGAGGAAUUGACUGAUGAAGACGACGAUGAGCACGCACCCUAA
Molecule: messenger RNA, 1041 nt
Organism: Serpula lacrymans var. lacrymans S7.9
Lineage: Eukaryota; Fungi; Basidiomycota; Agaricomycetes; Boletales; Serpulaceae
Exons: 9
Coding region: 1-1041 (346 amino acids)
Molecular function (GO): palmitoyltransferase activity
Source: RefSeq, a predicted model, not a curated record